This is a messenger RNA of Fibroporia radiculosa, 2757 nucleotides long. RefSeq lists its product as uncharacterized. The transcript has 12 exons. The record is from RefSeq and is a predicted model, not a curated record. Gene Ontology annotation, biological process: aspartyl-tRNA aminoacylation. Gene Ontology annotation, cellular component: cytoplasm; aminoacyl-tRNA synthetase multienzyme complex; cytosol. Bases 1 to 2757 code for a protein of 918 amino acids. NCBI's taxonomy places the organism in Eukaryota, Fungi, Basidiomycota, Agaricomycetes, Polyporales, Fibroporiaceae. Gene Ontology annotation, molecular function: RNA binding; aspartate-tRNA ligase activity; ATP binding.
AUGUCUGGUAUCAAGAAGGCUAUCUACCGCGCGCGGACGUCAAUGUCGUCCAAGUCGUCCAAGUCAUCCAAUGAGAGUAAAUCCCCCCUACCGACUGCCUUCGGAAACAGUGACGCUCUCCCGCUACUCAACGGCAACGCAAAGACUAACAAUGGUGACGCUGCACGCGCGGACGUUGACGCCACGAAUGCUGAAGACGAUACGGCAGCGCAGAAGCAACAGAUCCGCCAACUCAACGACUCACCAAGGUCCUAUAGUUCCACAGACUCGCAGGGUAGACGGCUGUCCUUCACCGAGCAGAGAAUACAGCGGCAGCAGGAGCGCGAAGAGAAGGACCAGGAGGAGAAGAAUGCUCGCUGGGUUCUUACCGAAGAGCCCGAAAAAGUGUCACAAAACAUGGUUCGGUGGGCGGAAGGUCUGAAUAGAGAAUCCAUUGCGCUUGUGAAUGGUGUAAUUCAGCGGCCACAGGGUGGUCACGAAGAGGUGCACAGCACUCGAGUGCACAAUCAUGAGGUUAAGAUAGAGAAGCUGUUCGUAGUCGUGGGACCAACAUCACUGCUGCCAUUCCAAGUUGAGAACGUCGCAAGGUCAGAAGAACAGCAUCAUCGCGAAGGCGUGCAGUUUUCGCGGGUGAAUCAGAAAACUCGAUUCACUAAUCGUGUGCUUGAUCUUCGCUCACCUGUGAACCAAGCAAUUUUUCGAAUCCGCGCGGGCAUAUGCGCAUUAUUCCGCGAGUUUCUAAUCGAUGAAAGAUUCUUAGAAAUCCAAUCGAGCAAGUUUCAGGAAAGUAAUACGGAAUCAGGCGCACAGGUUUUCAAGGUUGAUUACUUCCGACGACCAGCCUUCCUAGCGCAGAGUCCACAACUUGCAAAACAAAUGUGCAUCGCUGCUGAUAUGGAGCGUGUCUUCGAGAUUGGUCCCGUUUUCAGGGCCGAGAAUUCGAAUACCCAUCGGCAUCUGACCGAAUUUACGGGUCUGGACCUAGAGAUGCAAAUUGACUCUCAUUAUCAUGAAAUAUUGGAUACUAUUGAUCGGAUGUUCAUCCAUAUAUUUCGCGGAUUACAAGAGCGAUAUAGCGUCGAGAUCGAAGAGGUGAAGUUGCAUUUUCCUCACGACGACCUUGUCAUUUUGGAUCAAACGCCACGAAUCAACUUUACCGAUGGCAUCAAAAUGCUCAAAGAGAGUGGAUGGCGCGAUGAAGAUGGGUCUGAACUGAGUGAAUGGGAUGACUUGAGUACAAAGGCGGAGCAACGCCUAGGGCAGCUUGUGAAAGAAACGUACGGCGCGGACUACUAUAUACUAGAUAAGUUUCCUUUAGUAAUAAGACCGUUCUAUACCAUGCCGGAUCCUGAAGAUAACCGUUUGGCAAACUCCUUCGAUAUUUUUCUACGAGGAGAAGAAAUCCUGUCCGGUGGUCAGCGAAUACAUGUGGCGCAAAUGCUUGAAGAGCGGAUGCGAAUAGCUGGAAUUGAAACAGACUCAAUGAAGGACUACGUCGAUGGUUUUAGAUGGGGUUGUCCGCCGCAUGGAGGAGGCGGGGUCGGUCUUGAGCGUGUGGUCAUGCUUUUCCUACAACUCGGGGACAUACGUUAUGCCAGUCUGACCCCUCGCGAUCCGCGUAGUUUUCUCAAGACAGGGCAGGAUCUAGCUGAAGCUUCAAUGGCCGCCGCGACACAUAUGAUUUUACACGGACCUGAGUCGAAGACGUUCCAAGAAGGAUAUCCACAUGGCGAAAUGCCCCCUUUGGAAAAUCUCAUCGCGCAUUACGGCGACUCGACAAACACGUCAUGGAUUGAUCCUGCAUGGACAGUGUGGCGUGAUCCAAUGACGGGCAGUGCUGUGGGUUAUUUGGAACAGAACGGCUUCGCGGUAACUUUCGGAAAUCCGUUGUGCGAGCAGAGGCAGAUGCCAGGUGUCAUCAAAGGAUAUUUGAAGUAUCUUGAGAAGCAGAAGCUUAAGCCCGUAUGGUGCUGCAUCGACCGCGAGGCGGAGCGUGUGCUCGCAGAGGAUUUGGGAUGGAGUGCGAUCAUUGCUGUUGCCGAGGAGCGGCUGAACCCGAUUGAAGUGGAUCCUGCAGCGAACGAUAAGACUGUGCGACGGAAGGUACAUCGUGCAGAGCGAGAUGGAGUGAAGAUUGUCGAGGUAGAAGGGGAGAUGGAACCAAAGGUGAAGAAGUCACUGGAACAGCGGUGUAAUGAAUGGGAAAAGAACAGGAGGGGAUCCCAAAUCCAUUUGACCGGUGUACGGCCAUUUGAUGACAUGAAGCAUCGCAAGUAUUUCUAUGCGAUUGACAAAAAUGGCAAGGUAAAGUUUCCAUCGUCAUUCUUCGGAUCAGUCAAAAUUAAUUGUUGUGCAUUCGUCAAGCCCUGCGCGAUGGUGGUAUUGGCUCAACUAUCGGCGACGCAUGGAUUCCAAAUCAAAUGGGCGCUCGAGUUCCCUGGUGCACCUCUCGGCGCCAUCGAGUACAUUUUGACAUAUGUCAUCAAGAAGUUAGGCGAUGCAGGUGUCCGGUGCGCGACAUUCGGGGCUGGCGCGACGGAUCGCCUACAACGGGUCGAGAAUGUUGGUGGUUUCCGUGUGCGUACACUGGAGAAGACAUAUAACGGGCUGUCGUCGCACUUCAGUCUGUCGGGAAAAGGUGACUUCAGGUCAAAAUUUGGAAUCCAGCAGCAGCCGAUGUACAUUUGUUAUCCUAAGGGGGGGUUGGGCAUGAGGGGCGUCGAAGCUCUCAUGAAUGCCCUGCAGAUGCCAAAGUAG